AUGGUCACAUUUGAUGAAGAAAUUUACUCCCCUGAGGAGUAUGAGGAAAGCUGCAACCCGUUGGAUGUACACCCAGCGGCUAAAGGAAGAGGGGUAUACGUCUCGGUGAAGCCUAAGGAUAAUAACCAGCCACUUGGCCUGACAGCUUACACGGACGGGUCAAAGUUGGAGGAGAAAGUGGGCUGUGCCUACGCCGCCAUGAGGCAGGGGUUCAUCAUAGAAAAAUGGAAGGGCCGGCUCAGACAAAACAACAGCGUUUUCCAAAGUGAAGCCUUGGCCAUAUUGCAAGCAAUCCACUAUGUACAUUCCAUAAGAUGCAGGCAGGCCACAGUAAAAACUGACAGCUUGUCAACAUUACAUGCGAUUUGGAACCCCGACCAUCCCUCUGAAAUUAUUCAAGAGAUACAGAAGGCCCUUAGAAAUAAUCCAAAUUUUAAGAUUACAUUAGAAUGGAUAAAAGCACACGCGGGCCAUGAAGGGAAUGAAAUGGCAGAUCAGCUUGCCAAGGAGGCCACCACAGAAACAGCAAUAGCAGAGACAGUUAUACCAUGGCCGCGUUCUUACUUCAAGCGUACGCUGAGAUUGAAAGCCAUGGGGAAGUGGCAAUGUGAAUGGGACGAGAGCAACACAGGGAGGAGGACCCAUUACUUCUGUGGUUAUGUGGACACAGACAGAAAUAUAGCAAACACGCAGCUCGCAAGGUUUAUCUCAGGGCACGGUCCCUUUCCUGACUAUUUCUACAAAACGUGGUUUCUGCAAUACAAGUCAGUGCGCAUGUGGAGGACCGGGCUCGCCAGAGCAUUACUUGGAGACAUGCCCGCUGACUGA
Stegodyphus dumicola is the source of this 828-nucleotide messenger RNA. RefSeq lists its product as uncharacterized. NCBI's taxonomy places the organism in Eukaryota, Metazoa, Arthropoda, Arachnida, Araneae, Eresidae. The record is from RefSeq and is a predicted model, not a curated record.